AUGCAAUCCUUCCGGAUAACAACGUCGCCCCUCGCUAUAAAAGAAAGCCAACAACCAGGAGCAAAGAGUUCCAGGAAAGCAUUUCCUCCUCCUCUAGAUCAUUGGAGUUGUCUUCUGGAUUCGAUUGGUGGAUCGAUCCUGGCUGCUUGGCUUGUUCCCGGUGGCAAUGAAUGGGGGAAAACAUUGGGGAAGAAGCAGACCAUCCCGGGGCCGCGAGGAUGGCCAGUGCUUGGAGUCUUGACGGAGAUGGGAGGCCAAGCCCACCAAAAGUUGCCCAAGCUCGCCGAGAGGUACCACGCCAAAGAGCUCAUGGCCUUCAGCCUGGGGAACACGAGGACGAUCAUCACCAGCAAGCCGGAAGUGGCACGAGAGCUGCUCAACAGCUCCGAGUUCGCGGACAGGCCUCUCAAGCAGUCGGCGCAGCAGCUCCUCUUUGGACGAGCAAUUGGCUUCGCUCCCUAUGGAGAUCACUGGCGUAACUUGCGAAGGAUUGCAUCCAACUAUCUGUUUUCUCCAUGCCAGAUUGCUGCUCACGAACCAUCUCGUCAGGCAGAGACAAGCAGGAGGUUCGAGGAUGGCUCUGAGGAUGCUGCUCGGCUCGCUGAGAUGGUGAGGGAAGGAUUCGAGCUUCUUGGUGCGUUCAACUGGGCCGAUCACUUGCCAGAAGGCAGUCGACCCGCAGAACAUCCUCCAGCGCAUAAAACUCAUAAAACAUGCCCUUAG
Molecule: messenger RNA, 723 nt
Organism: Selaginella moellendorffii
Lineage: Eukaryota; Viridiplantae; Streptophyta; Lycopodiopsida; Selaginellales; Selaginellaceae
Product: cytochrome P450 78A4-like
Exons: 2
Coding region: 1-723 (240 amino acids)
Molecular function (GO): oxidoreductase activity, acting on paired donors, with incorporation or reduction of molecular oxygen; iron ion binding; monooxygenase activity
Source: RefSeq, a predicted model, not a curated record